Microthlaspi erraticum is the source of this 714-nucleotide messenger RNA. NCBI's taxonomy places the organism in Eukaryota, Viridiplantae, Streptophyta, Magnoliopsida, Brassicales, Brassicaceae. The record is from the annotation of a GenBank genome assembly.
AUGAGAAUCAGCUGCAAUGGGUGUAGGGUCCUACGCAAGGGUUGUAACCAAGAUUGCACCAUAAGACCUUGCCUUCAAUGGAUCAAAUCCGCAGAAUCCCAAGCCAAUGCCACACUCUUCCUCGCCAAGUUCUAUGGCCGAGCUGGUCUCAUCAACCUCAUCGAAUCCGGUCCUGACCAUCUUCGUCCCGCUAUAUUUAGGUCAUUGUUGUACGAGGCGUGUGGUCGGAUCGUGAACCCUGUCGAUGGCUCAGUGGGUUUGAUGUGGUCAGGGAACUGGGCCCAGUGCCAAGCAGCCGUUGAUGCAGUGCUCAACGGCUUACCCAUCACUCACACACCUCUUCCAAGUGAAUCCGCAUCGCACCAGAUAAUUCCUCCUCACCGCACUUACGACAUACGACACGUCGCGAAAGAUCCAACACCCGGCGGCGAGACUUCGGAGACUCUGAGUCUCGCCCCAUGUGUCAACGGUAGCAAGAGCAAGACACAAACUGGCCGAUUCAAACGGCUCAUUGAUGAGUCCGUGAACCAACUAGGCGAAUGUAGUCAUGGCACGUGGCAACUCCAGAGUUCUGGUGUAACGCAUGGCUAUGGUCAGUUCACGUUGGAGACUGUGGAGAGUCGAAAGGAAGCUCCAUUAAAUCAAAGUUCGAAUCUUGGGUUUGAUGUUCAAGUCGAUAUCAACGAGGCUGGCUUAGAGCUCAGACUUGGUUAG